Molecule: messenger RNA, 1850 nt
Organism: Pyrus x bretschneideri (Chinese white pear)
Lineage: Eukaryota; Viridiplantae; Streptophyta; Magnoliopsida; Rosales; Rosaceae
Exons: 3
Coding region: 61-666 (201 amino acids)
Source: RefSeq, a predicted model, not a curated record
CCAACUACCAUCGCACCACCAAUCGUGACGCCACCUCCUCAUCUUGAAUCACCAAUUGCCAUGCCACCGGCUCCUCUUGAACCACCCAUCGCCCCGCCACCUGCUCAUCUUGAACCUCCACUACCUGCUAAUCCCGUCUGUCAAUCACAAAGUCCCAAACAACCCUUCGUUCUUCUCAAGGACUUUAUUUGUUCGCAGGUGACUCUGCCACCAGAUCCUUUGUCUUCAUCAUUGCUCGGUCUUUCACCCGUCGGGAUGUCGAGCCCACUUCUUUUCCACAGGCAAAUUCAAAUAUCCAUUGGCAGCAGGCUAUGCAUACAGAACUUGAGGCCCUCCAAUCCAACAACACCUGGACGCUCACUUCCCUUCCUCCAGGCAAACGCCCAAUUGAUUGCAAAUGGGUACAUAAAAAUCAAGCGUUGUUCUGACGGUUCAAUUGAGUGGUAUAAAGCUCGACUUGUAGCCAAGGCCUUCACCCAAACAGCAAGCAUCGACCAUCAUGACACAUUCUGUCCCACUGCAAAAAUGAUUACAGUUCGUUGCCUUCUGGUCAUUGCUGCAGCCCGCAAUUGGUCUCUCCAUCAACUUGAUGUCAACAACACAUUCCUUUAUGGCGAUCUUCACGAGGAAAUCUAUGUGUAUCCUCCUCCUGGUCUCCGACAAUAAGGGGAGCACUUGGUAUGUCGCCUCAACAAAUCAUGAUAUGGCCUUCAGCAAGCUUUGGGCCAAUGGUUUGCAAAAUUUACUGAAGCCGUUAAAGCUGCUGGUUUUAUUCAAUCAAAGGCCUAUUACUCAUUAUUCACUCAUAGGCAAGGUAUAUCUUUCACAGCUCUAUUGAUCUAUGUUGGUAAUAUAUUGAUGAUAUAUUGAUCACCGAAAAUGAUGAAAGGCUAUAAAGUCUCUCAAGCAAUUUCUUCAUACUUGUUUUCGUAUCAAGGAUCUUGGGCAUUGAGGUUUCCCGUUCAAAGAAAGGUAUUUGCAUUUCACAGAGGAAGUAUACUCUUGACAUUCUCAAAGAUGGUGGUAUAUUCGGUGCUAGUCCGGUCUCAUUUCCAAUGAAGCAAGGAACCAAGCUCACUGACUGUGGAGGAAUACUCAAGGAUCCAUCUCAAUAUAGGCGAUUGGUUGGUCGUCUAAUCUACCUCACUAUCACAAGGCCUAAUAUUACAUAUAUCAUACAUGAUCUAAGCAGUUUAUCCAUGAGCCGGUAACCACACAUGGAGGCAGCUUUACGUGUACUCAAAUACCUAAAAAAUGCACCUGGACAAAGAUUUCUAUUUUUAGCCGAAAACAACCUGACAUUUCAUGGAGAACGAAGAGGCAAAAGACUGUCUCUCUUUCCUCAGCGAAAGCUGAAUAUAGAGCAAUGAUGGGGACAUGUUGUGAGCUUACAUGGUUGCGAAGCUUAUUGCGUGAUUUACAAUUGCCACAUCCUGAAUAUGCUCUACUUCACUGCGGCAACCAGGCAGCUUUACAUUGUCAAUCCAGUCUUCCACGAGAGAACGCGACAUAUUGAAAUAGAUUGUCAUUUCAUUCAAGACAAGAUUCAGGAUGGUUUAGUUAGCACUAAGAUUCAAGAUGUGUUUACGAAGCCUUUGGGCAAAGAUGACUUCUUGGUUAUGAUACGCAAGUUGGGAGCUUUCAACAUCACUCUCCAACUUGAGGGAGAGUGUUAAGAGGCAAUCUAAAUCCUGAUGAUUGAGGGAUUAUAUUGACAAAUAGGUGUGUAAUAUGUAAAUUGAUUUGUAUUAUUUCUUCCCUUUCUUGUAUAGGAGUUAGAUGCUAGUUUAUAAGAAGACUUUUGUAUAAAUCUUUCUCUCGGAUUUCAAUACAAUAUUCAUUAUGGCAAA